This is a messenger RNA of Puntigrus tetrazona (Sumatra barb), 3130 nucleotides long. It is a transcript of the gene pdia8, whose product is annotated as protein disulfide isomerase family A, member 8. Gene Ontology annotation, cellular component: cell surface; endoplasmic reticulum. Gene Ontology annotation, biological process: response to endoplasmic reticulum stress; protein folding. NCBI's taxonomy places the organism in Eukaryota, Metazoa, Chordata, Actinopteri, Cypriniformes, Cyprinidae. Bases 101 to 1606 code for a protein of 501 amino acids. The transcript has 13 exons. The record is from RefSeq and is a predicted model, not a curated record. Gene Ontology annotation, molecular function: protein disulfide isomerase activity.
UGUUUUCAUCCCGCCCCUCGCACGAGCGCACACACAUCGGUGGAAACCGCCCGAUUAUGCGCGUUUAUUUACUUUAGUGUCGGUUUCUGCGACUAGCGAAAUGCCCCGUCUCCCUGCGCCGAUGGACGGCUUCGCGCCGCGCGGGGUUUUGUGCGUGUUGGCUCUCUGCGUGUGGAGCUCGGCAGCGCGUGGACGCAGCGAUGUGCUCGAGCUCAAAGACGCAGACUUCGAUUACAUCGCGCCCGAGCACGAGACCCUGCUGGUGAAGUUUUAUGCCCCGUGGUGUGGUCACUGUAAGAAACUUGCUCCGGAGUUUGAAACCGCUGCUACACGACUGAAGGGAACGGUCACUUUAGCCAAGGUGGACUGCACUGAUAAUACAGAGACCUGCAAGCGCUAUGGGGUCACUGGAUACCCAACGCUCAAAAUAUUUCGGAACGGACAGGAAUCAUCUUCAUAUGACGGACCACGCUCCGCUGAGGGGAUCGUGAGUUAUAUGAAGAAACAGGCCGGGCCUGAUUCUGUGCCUCUGCACAACGAGCUUGACCUGGAGAACUUCAUCAACAACUUUGAUGCCAGCAUAGUUGGAUUUUUCUCAGGGACUGACAGUUCUCAACUCGCUGAGUUUCUUAAAGGAGCCAGUUUAAUGAGGGAGAGUUUCCGCUUUGCUCACACCACAGACCAAGAGCUCGGAAAGAAAUAUGACGUCAAAUAUGAGUCCGUGCUUCUGCUCCGUCCCCCCAGACUCAGCAGUAAGUUUGAGGAGAGUGUGGUUCACCACACCGGAGCCCUGUCCAUCACCGGCCUGCGCCGCUUCAUCAGAGACAACAUUUUUGGACUCUGUCCUCACCUGACCAAGGAGAAUAAGGAUUCAUUGAGGAAGAGGGAUUUAUUGACGGCCUACUAUGACUUGGAUUAUCUUCGCAAUCCUAAAGGCUCCAACUACUGGAGAAACAGAGUGCUGAAGGUGGCGUCUAAGUUCAGUUCUCAAGGCCUGCUGUUAUCCGUGGCGAACCGUGAUGACUUUCUGGAGGAGCUGGAGGAAGAGUUCGGUCUGGGUGCUUCCGACUCAACCGAGCUGCCGUUUGUCACCAUCAGGACACGAACAGGAAACAAAUACACCAUGAGAGAGGAGUUCACACGAGACGGCAAGUCUUUAGAGAAUUUUCUGGAAGACUAUUUCGCCGGGCGACUGAAGCGUUACACCAAAUCAGAGCCUGCGCCUGCCAAAAACAACGGAGCCGUCAAGGUGGUUGUGGCAGAUACGUUUGAAGAGAUCGUCAAUGACCCCAAGAAAGAUGUGCUCAUUGAGUUUUAUGCUCCGUGGUGCGGCCACUGUAAAAAACUGGAGCCCAAAUAUACAGAUCUUGGAGAACGGCUGUAUGGUGACCCCAACAUUGUAAUCGCCAAGAUGGACGCAACUGCCAACGACAUCCCGCAAGGUUACGACGUCCAAGGGUUUCCUACAAUAUAUUUCGCCGCUGCUGACCGGAAAGAUGAGCCAAAACGAUACGAGGGAGCCCGUGAAGUGAGAGAUUUCAUCAGCUUCCUGAAGCGUGAAGCAUCCAAACCUCUAGUUCUGGACGGGGUUAAGGAAGAGCUGUGAACGUUUAAAGGGGAAAUUGCUGUUUGUUGUGAAGCGGUGUUCAGGAAGAGCGAAGAAUUCUGCUGCAGUUCAGCCAUACGUCUCACCUUCUGUAAGUUUUUGGGCCUCAUUUAUAAAACGUUGCGCAGAAACCAUCCCUAAUUUGAUACAACCGCCAUCUCUCAAACAUGCACACACACGUGAUUUAUAGAAUGAACACGCUCUUUCAGAUGUGAAAGCUAUGAAUCACUAAUCUUGAAGCUGAAUAGUUUCAGCUCUCUGCCUUGUAAAUGACUCCUAAUUAAUGUCAUUAACAUAUAAAUGAUCACCCGUCAUUGUCCAUAUUCUUACAUUUACUACAGCGAGCUGCAAAGAGCAGCUUACUUUGCCAAAAACCUCCAGUGCUCCACCAAAAAAAAAGUGUAUUGCCACAUAAUAGACCGUUUUUACAAAUAUGAGCAUUUAUAAAUGAGGCCCCCAAUAUUUAUAUUGUCCACCCGAUAAAAAGUAGUGCAGAUUACGGUUUACGUUGAGGAGUCCUGUUUUGUCGUUUAAUCAUUUUGUUCUUUGUUGCAUGAGUUUCAUUGAUCUGUUCUUUACUGUUAAUGCUGAAUAUUUCCAUUUGUUCAUUAGUUAGUGACGUUCAACAUUUACAAAAACACCAAUAUUCACUCCCUGUCUGGAUGAUACUCCUGAUCUAAUUUCAUGCAGUAGAUGCACAGUAAUUGGUUUCAAGCACAGUUUGUGGUCUAGCAGCAGAAGGAGCCAUUACUAUUGUUUGCCAUUUUCAUGUCUUGCCCCUGAUUUGCUACAGAAGUGAUCAAACGAAAGGGCAUCUUUUAACCCAGUCUGUUGUGACAUGGGUUGAACUGAUUACGUAGUGUUUAUUUACUGAUUAUUUAUAGAGUUUGCGUGUGAAAUGAACGCGGUUUACAUGGUGAAUGUUGUCUUGUCGCAUUAGCUUUUUUUUUUUUUUUUUUUUUUUUUUAAAUGCAGGUAGUUUGUUUAACAUCUAACUGAAGCUCUCUUCAGCAAGAGGCAGAAAAUGCUGGUUUAUUAAAAGAACUGAUUUUGGUCAGCUGUUUCUUUCGUGUUUAAAUGUUUGCAAAAUCGAAUGUGUUAAGCCACGCAGUAUUUUCAAAGCGAGCGUCACGUGAUGACUGAAGGCAGCAUAACACCUAAAGAUAUGGGAAAAAGAAAAAAAAAAAGAACGGUAAGAAAAUGGCAUAAGCAUUAUAUAUAAAGACAUUGAGUUUGGACGGACGCGCCUCAGAGAUAUGUAGGACUCUCACACAAGAUAGGAAAAAAGACAUUUAUUGUGAAUUCUGAACCCUGGUUCCUCAACAGCUGUAAAGGGGAAGAAAAAAAAAAAAAACAUUCAACAGGAUCAACAAAAAAAAUAAAAAUAAAACAUCCAAUGCAUUCAAACUGAUUUUUAUAUUCUACUCUUUACACCUAUACCAGAAGAAACACUUUAAACCGGAGAAGAAAAACCUGGGCCCGUACCAAACAUAAAAAAACAGCCUAAUUGUGGUUCUGUGGGAA